Molecule: messenger RNA, 822 nt
Organism: Entamoeba histolytica HM-1:IMSS
Lineage: Eukaryota; Evosea; Mastigamoebida; Endamoebidae
Exons: 1
Coding region: 1-822 (273 amino acids)
Source: RefSeq, a predicted model, not a curated record
AUGAAAAAAAAAAUGAGUAUCAAUCUAAAAUGGGUUUUGCAUGAACUUAUUGGACAAGGUAAUUUUAAUCCAGAAAAAAAGUAUCUUGAUAAGGUUAUCCAGAAAUCAUUCCAAGGGAAGAGGUAUAUUAUAUUUAAAAAGAUUAAAAACAAAUUAAAAAGUAGAUAUUUUGAUGAAGUUUUUAAAGGAUUAAUUCUUCUUCAUUUUCUUUGUCAGAAUGGAAAUUGUAUCAUAUUUACUGAAUUUAAAGAAAUUGUCAUUCCAAAACAUGAUGUAAAAAAUGUAUUUAAUAUUAACCCAAAUACAUAUCAGUUUUGGUGUGAACAUUAUUCCAUUUUACUCAAUUAUUUAUUUAAUUUCCAUCAUAAAUAUCCUUAUUUUGAUGGUUCUUUUCAUUUUACAAGAAAGAGUUUAUUUCUAGUACUAUUAAAAGAGAAAGACAUGUUUAUUAAUUUAUGGAAUGAUUGUUAUACUUUAUUUAAUCAAUGUAAUCAAUAUGUAAUUGACAUAACAAAAAUGAUUAAAUUUAAUGAACAAUUAUGUUUUAGUAUAGGUAUUGUUGUGAGUGAUAUGGUUGGUAUGUAUUUAAUGCUUACAGAAUUACUUAAUUUCAUUACAUCUGAAACAACAUGGGAAUUAAAUAGAAUUGAAGUAGAUAAACAAAAUUGCAUAAAGUGUCUUUAUCAAAUAAAAUCAACGUUAUCAAACCAAAGAAUGGGAAAGUAUUUACCUAAUAACCCUAUUAGUAAAUUACUUUUACAUAAAACAAGAAAUUCAGAAGAUAAUAUGUUAUGUAAUAAAACUCAUUUACAAUUAUUUUAA